Molecule: messenger RNA, 1419 nt
Organism: Cyclopterus lumpus (lumpfish)
Lineage: Eukaryota; Metazoa; Chordata; Actinopteri; Perciformes; Cyclopteridae
Gene: trappc4
Product: trafficking protein particle complex 4
Exons: 5
Coding region: 39-698 (219 amino acids)
Biological process (GO): endoplasmic reticulum to Golgi vesicle-mediated transport
Cellular component (GO): TRAPP complex
Source: RefSeq, a predicted model, not a curated record
UCACGUGACACGCGUCAGCUGGACAGGAAGUUGCCAAGAUGGUGAUCUUCAGUGUGUAUGUGGUGAACAAGGCUGGAGGUUUAAUUUACCAAUACGAUAAUUAUGUCCCGAGAGCGGAGGCCGAGAAGACGUUCAGCUACCCUUUGGACUUUGUGCUCAAGCAUCACGACGAAAAGGUCGUCGUGUCUUUCGGACAGCGGGACGGAAUCAGAGUGGGCCACGCAGUGCUGUCCAUCAAUGGGGAAGAUGUGCUCGGCAAGAACACGGCAGACGGGAAGGACACCCUGGAAUAUUUAAAGGAUCCCGCAAACUACCCGGUGUCUAUUCGCUUCGGGCGGGCACGCCUGAGCUCCAACGAGAAGCUGAUGCUGGCAUCCAUGUUCCACUCGUUGUUUGCUAUAGGUUCACAGCUGUCUCCUGACGUUGGCAGUUCAGGGAUUGAGAUGCUGGAAACGGAUGUCUUCAAACUCCACUGCUUCCAGACUCUCACAGGGAUAAAGUUUAUCGUGCUGGCGGACCCUCGACAAUCUGGUAUUGAUGCUCUAUUGAGGAAGAUUUAUGAGAUCUAUUCAGAUUUUGCUCUCAAGAACCCAUUUUAUUCUCUGGAAAUGCCAAUCAGGUGUGAACUCUUUGACCAGAAUCUGAAGGGUGCACUGGAGAUCGCAGAGAAAGCGGGGAACUUUGGAGCCGGAUCUUGAACCAGAGAAGACUAGAUAUAAUGUGCGAUGAUUUCCAACCACAACACUCACUGACUUCAUAUGAACCCUAAAAAAAAGUGGAUUUUCUUUGUUUUUUCCCCCCAAGUUGGUAUCAGACUGUCAGUUAACACAUUGUAAAUACAUUGUUUUGUAAAUACUUGAAGAUGAAUUACAUACCGUUUCACAUAUUUGUUUUUGGCUGCAUCUCUAUUGACAUAAGUGAUGCUUGGCAUUGAGCAUAAAUUAUGAAACUCAACAACAAAGUUAUCAUUUAUUCAAGACAUUGAAUACCACACAUUUUGCUUUCUAUAAAAAAAAAAAAUCUUGUAAUUCUGUUUCAUGAUUCAAUAUUAGAAAGUUAAAAAAAAAAAACGGAUUGUAUAAUAUACCAGUUUAAACCAGGAGGCAGUUUUGUGCUCUUAUAAUUAGAAUCUUUAAGUGUCUUAAAGAGUCAACUUUUCUGUUUUUGCCACAUUCAUAUGGCAAAUAUAAUGUCCAGUAAUUUACAUUCUGUUAUUGAUCCUGUGUUUGCAGAGUGUAAAUACUGCACCUUUCAAACAAUAUAUUUAUUUAUUUUCAAGAAAAGGCACUCAAUGUCUCAGGGCUUAAUUUAUGUUCAUGUCCUGUCAGACAGAGAGUACUAUGGUAAAAAAAAAAAUCAAGUUAGAAAUAAAAUACAAUGAUGGCUUUAAAGUAUCCAGUUUUCAUCCGGUGCAAAAGA